Molecule: messenger RNA, 2651 nt
Organism: Neolamprologus brichardi
Lineage: Eukaryota; Metazoa; Chordata; Actinopteri; Cichliformes; Cichlidae
Product: dynein regulatory complex subunit 11
Molecular function (GO): ATP binding; ATP hydrolysis activity; protein binding
Source: RefSeq, a predicted model, not a curated record
AGCACGCACUGAAGGCUGAGCUAACGUUAGCUGUAGCUAAGCUUGGUUUCGGCUCUGUGGGACCUUUCUUUGGGUAGAGACACGUUUUCUAUCCGCGGAGGCAAAAAUAUGUCGCAAAGGACAUACAACCAGCUGUGGGCAGAUGCCCAGUCAGAGCUGAGCUGUCUGCUGGAAGAAGAGCUACCAGCUGAGCCCCGGCGCCCUGAAAAAGACCGAGUCGUUUUCUUCCAGCGUCUGGCCAUGCUUUUUGUGCGCUACACCCAAGUCUUCAGACAGCUGGAGAACGCCUAUGACCUGGUGGUCCACCCUCAGAAGAGACGAUUUAUUCAUUCUGCUCUGGAAAGUGUGAUGGGACGAGUGUUGGAGCUGAAGAAUGAAAUGGUGGAGAAAGAGUUUUCAGAGUACCACUACAUGGAUGAUGUGCUUCAUGAUCUGAAGCUCAUACCUGCCGACCUCGAGAUCCCCAUCCCUCGCUAUUUUCACAGUGAACGCAGCAAAGAGGUGCAGCAAAGAAAGGCCAUGCUGACUGACAUCCUGAAAAUGGCGGAGGUCGCUGAAACUCCUGAGCCUGUAAUGGCCAAGAAGAUGAGUCAAGAGGAGGCAGUGAAGAUUAUUCAAGUGGCAGAGCGGGCACGACAAGGACGUGAAAGGGCAAAGUUCAAUAUGAAAAACUUAAACAUGAACACCGUAUACAGGAUCGAGGAACCUGGAGCAGAAAGUGCUGAAUCCGCUGCCGUCCGCAUCCAAAAGGUGUGGAAAGGCUACGUGCAAAGGAAGAGGACGAAAAUGGCCAGAGAGGAGGAGAUGAUUUUUCUGGGGAUGAAUAUGGAUCCAAAGUAUGAGGAGCCACGCCCUGCAGAAACGACGGCCCAGGCCAUCGAGGCUUCCACACGAGUGAAACAGACGGAGCACGAGGAGGCGUACCAAAAGGCCACAGUGGACGUCAUGAACCAGCUACGGGAUGUGGAAGGAGACGACAUGAGCAAGAGCAUGAAGGUGCAAAUUCAGCAGUGGUUCACUGAGUGCCGCAACGCUACAGGAACAUUUCCAGACUACCCAGAUGAAGAGGAUGGAGGUUCUGCCCUCAUUUUUGCUGAAAAGACCCCUCAGCAGUUGUUGGAAGAAUUUGCUGCAAAGGAAGAAGAAGAGGCCAACGCCAACGCCAAAGCUAAAGGAAAAGGAAAGGAAGAAAAGAAGGAAAAGGGGAAAAGUGGCAAGAGGAAGGAAGAGGAGGAGGUGGAGGAGGCGGGGCUGACGAUGCUGCCCUCUGCAUUUCUGCUGGACCUCGAAGUUGAAAGUAAAAUCUACGCAGACUUUUGGCACAAUCGCAGCGAGUACGGAAACUUUAACCAAAUGCACGACCCGGAGCUGAUCAAGGAAGAAAAGAGGAAAGUCAUUGAGGCGGAAAUUCGAGUGAAGGUCGACGAGCAGAUGAGACACGAACUGGCUGAGUGGAAGCUGUCUGUGGACAAAGACAAGGGCGGUAAGACGAAAGCAAACGCCAAGAAGAAGAAAGGCUCUAAGAGUGGAAAGAAGAAGAAGAAGGAAAAAGACCUGACGGCUGAUCGGACUCUGCAGUCUCUGUGCCAGGAGCUGGUGGAGCAGGGCUUACUGAAGCAGACACAGAACGUUCAGCUGCAGGAUUUCUUGGGUGACUUUAGCUACCUGGGGACCACGCUGAGGCAACACGACAUCGAGCCCAUGCCGUCAUUGUCAGAUGUGCGACAAGUCUUGUCUCUGUACGCAGUUCUGCCGUUAGGCUCUCAGGUGGUUCACGAGAAGGCUCCUCUGAUCAAGUCGGUCCUGCUGGUCGGACCCACAGGUGUGGGGAAAAAGAUGCUGGUCCACGCGGUUUGCCACGAGACGGGCGCCUGCCUGUUUGAUCUGUCUCCUCUGAACACGGCCGGGAAGUACCCGGGCAAGAGCGGGCUCGCCAUGAUGCUUCACAUGGUGUUUAAGGUGGCGAGACUGAUGCAGCCUUCAGUGAUCUGGAUCGAAGAUGCAGAGAAAAUGUUCUACAGGAAAAUCCCCAAAGAGGAAAAAGAGUUGGACCCGAAGCGGCUGAAGAAAGAUUUGCCCAAGUUCCUGAAGCUGAUCAAAGGGGAGGAUCGUGUUCUGAUCGUAGGAACGACUCGAGACCCGCACAGCGCCGAGAUCAAGUCUCUGUGCAAAAUGUUCAGCAAAAUCCUCCUCAUCCCACGACCCGACUACGGCUCCAGACGCAUCCUGUGGAAGCAACUGAUCAGAAAACACGGAGGUGAAGGCACCGAGGCGUUGGACCUCAGCUCUCUGGCAAAGAUUUCUGACGGCUAUACUCCAGGACACAUCGUCCAAGUGAUUCAGAGCGUUCUUACCAAACAUCGAGUCUUCCAGCAGGCGACACGACCGCUGACUGCAGCCGAAUUUAUCGCCCCGUUAGCCCAGAUUGACCCCGUGUUCCAGGAGGAGGAGGAGGCCCUGAAGAGCUGGUAUGCAAAGACGCCCCUGGGAAAGAAAAGAAGUAAAGCUGCGUCAGGAAAGGAAGAAGAAGAAGCAGCUAAAGACAAAAAUACCAAGAAGAAAGGAAAAAAAUGAUCUUUAUUUGUUGUCUUUUACUGAAGUGUGUGAGUUGUACCCUCGGUGAGGCUGCAGGAAUAAAGCAUUCAGGUGCA